AUGGCCAAAGACAUUGAAAUUUCAGUUUCACAAGGACGGUUUCUUAUCGAGACUUUGAAGCAGAAAGUUAGACUAGAUGGUCGUCGAUUUGAUCAAAUGCGAGAUGUCGACAUCGAACUUGGCAAGGAUCGCGGUGAUGUCAUGGUAACGAUGGGCAAGACACGUGUACAUUGCCGCAUUAGUUGUGAGAUCGCACAGCCGUACGAAGACCGGCCGUUCGAGGGACUUUUUGUCAUUUCGACGGAAACUUCGCCGAUGGCUGGACCACAGUUUGAGAAUGGGAACAAUACUGGCGAGGAUGAGGUUCUUUGCUCUAGAAUAAUUGAGAAGGCUGUCAGAAGAUCCGGUGCUUUGGAUGUAGAGGGACUCUGUAUAGUCGCCGGUAGCAAAUGUUGGGCCGUGAGAGCAGACGUGCAUUUCUUGAAUUGUGAUGGAGGAUUCAUCGACGCAAGCUGUAUAGCCGUGAUGACGGGUUUACUGCAUUUCAAAAAACCCGAUGUCACGGUAUCUGGAGAACGUGUAACGGUACAUCCACCAGAAGAAAGAGAACCGGUCCCUCUGGGUGUGCUUCAUACACCGAUCUGUGUUACCUUUUCGUUCUUCAAUCCAGAAGAUACUGAGGAAAACAUCAAGGGCGAAUCCAACAAUGAGAUCUCACUUAUAGACGCGACGCUCAGUGAAGAACUUUUGAGAGAUGGGACUUUAACCAUUACGCUAAAUAAGAAUAGGGAAGUGGUUCAAGUGUCAAAAGCUGGUGGUUUACCGAUGGACGCUUUGACUUUGAUGGAUUGUUGUCACAAGGCUUACAAUAUAGUCGAGAGAUUGACCGAUCAAGUCCAACGAGUAAUAAAAGAAGACGAACAAACCAGAAACCAAUACGCAGCAAUUUUAAGUUCUGAGAAUGCGCGCGAGUCUUAG
Messenger RNA from Lachancea mirantina, 918 nucleotides. The record is from the annotation of a GenBank genome assembly. Lineage: Eukaryota; Fungi; Ascomycota; Saccharomycetes; Saccharomycetales; Saccharomycetaceae.